Molecule: messenger RNA, 2815 nt
Organism: Conger conger (European conger)
Lineage: Eukaryota; Metazoa; Chordata; Actinopteri; Anguilliformes; Congridae
Gene: sox11a
Product: SRY-box transcription factor 11a
Exons: 1
Coding region: 109-1182 (357 amino acids)
Biological process (GO): positive regulation of transcription by RNA polymerase II; negative regulation of transcription by RNA polymerase II; anatomical structure morphogenesis
Molecular function (GO): RNA polymerase II cis-regulatory region sequence-specific DNA binding; DNA-binding transcription activator activity, RNA polymerase II-specific
Source: RefSeq, a predicted model, not a curated record
AGGCUGCGGGUUAGGGAAGUGGGCGCGUCAGUGAAACAAGCAAGAAAGUCAAGCUGUGGAUAGACUGUGGAGUUGCAGCGUCUACGGCAACGUAACGCAACCGGAACGAUGGUGCAGCAGACAGAGACUAGCGAGACAGAGAGCAUGUCUAGGGAGGCAACCGACACAGAGGAGAACGAAUUUAUGGCUUGCAGCCCCGUGCCGCUGAAUCCGGACUGGUGCAAAACGGCGACUGGCCACAUUAAGCGGCCAAUGAAUGCGUUCAUGGUUUGGUCUAAAAUCGAGAGGAGAAAGAUUAUGGAACAGUCCCCGGACAUGCACAACGCGGAGAUCUCCAAAAGACUGGGAAAGCGGUGGAAAAUGUUGAAAGAUAGCGAAAAGAUACCCUUCAUCAGGGAAGCCGAGAGGCUCCGGCUCAAACACAUGGCUGAUUAUCCGGACUACAAGUAUAGACCCAAGAAAAAACCAAAGCUGGACAGUUCUUCAAAACCAUCAGCGCCGUCACCGGAAAAACCCGGAGGAAAAAAUCCGAAAACACCCAAUAAAAAAUGCUCUAAAUUGAAGCCCAGCAAGGCGGGUGCCAAGUCAUCUCACGAGUACGGAGACGAUUGCGUGUUUCAAAACGUAAAGUGUAAGACUGUUAAGAGUGAACUCACGGAUGAAGAAGACGAUGACGAAUAUGAAGAGGAUUUUCGUAUACGGAUUAAACAGGAGGAUGAAGAGCCAACGAGGCCGUACAAUGUUGCAAAAGUCCCCGCCAGUCCAACUUUGAGUUCCUCUACUGAGUCGGAGGGUGCCAGCAUGUAUGAGGAGGUUCGGAACGCAGCGCCAAAUAGACUGUUUUACAAUUUCAAGAAUAUCACCAAGCAAAGCGCAACACACCCAGCUUCCGUUUCACCAGCAUCAUCCAGGUCCGUUUCCACUUCGUCCAGCGAAGACGCGGACGAUUUGCUUUUUGACUUCAGUUUAAACUUCACCCCCACUGCUCAAGGAUCCGAGCUGGGGAACCCGAAUUCAGGAAACCUCUCUCUCUCCCUAGUGGAUAAAGAUUUGGACUCUUUCAGCGAAGGCAGCCUGGGUUCUCAUUUUGAAUUUCCAGAUUACUGCACCCCGGAGCUCAGCGAAAUGAUAGCGGGGGACUGGCUGGAGGCGAACUUUUCUGACUUGGUGUUCACUUACUGAGUUAAAAAGAACCCCGGUAAUGACAGGGGAGGAAGAAAUUAAAUUAUAUGUCCUGUCCAUGUUGUUUCUAGCCCUGCCCCUUCUGUGGUUUAUCUUUGGGAUCGGGGGAGGAGGCGAAAUGAGGUUUGGGGAAUUAAAGAUGCUUUUGAGGCUGGCACUGUAGCAUAAAAAGUCUGCAGACGCUUUUCUGGCAGCAAGACAGGGUUUUAUGGAUUUUUCUGUAGGUCUACAAUUACUGUUCAACUAAAACGGACCGCAAAAGGGAAAAUCUGUGAACUUCUAUGCAUCUUACAUCCUCUUAAAAACUGCAGGGAGCUAAACACGUUGAGACUGUGGACUGAUUCAAAGCAAAUCUGUGAACCUACUCUGUUCAGGACGUUUCUUUUACAAUGUUUUUGUGAUUUAUAUAUGCCGUAAACAUUUCUUUUUAUAUAUAGAACCAAUUCAUUUUACCUCCCAGUUUGACAAUUUUAAGCAGCCUAAUCCUCUCGCGUGCAGGAGCGAGAGGAUACAUUUUGAUACAUGACAGACCUCAUCUUUUUAAAAGAAAAGUAAGAUAUUUUCAGGCAUAUUUUUGUACAGUCAAAAGGGAAUGUUCUUAUUGUGCUUUUAGUAAGGCUCAGGCGCUUGUUCCCGCUGUCAUUACUUUUAGCAUGCAAGGGGAGUCCUGCUCAAAGGAUUAAGUUCGAUUGCAAAACUUGCAUCAAAAUGCCUUGUGAUUUUAAGCUAGGUUUGUACAGUCGUAGAUCAGAUUCGUUGAGUAUUUGUAGGAGGAAAAAAAACAAUGGCAUUGUGGGAGAAGCAGAUUUCAGUGCCCGGUACUAGUUUGACGAUUGUAUAUGUACUGUAAUAUAGUAAAGUUAGGAGUUUAUGUAUAUCAUGCUCGUGGUAUGUGGAUGGAUCCCAAAUCGCAGGUGUGAAACUGGAUUAUUAUUAUUUUCUUUUUGUAUUUUUUAUGGCACAUACUGAUUCCCCAAAUCCCUCAUUUUUGUGCAAUAUAUACUCUUAAAAUACAGACCAUCUGCAUUUUUGUAGCAAAUGAUGGAGAAACAGACUCGAGCUCUGUCAACAUCAUUACCUGUCCUAAUGCGGAAGUCGGUAUCUUUACAAAAAUAAAGACAGAUAUCAGCUGGAACUGAUGCAAAAUGAAUAAAUAUGGCCAUGGGUGGUAGUGCGUGUCUUGCGGGGGAAAUAUAAUAAAUCUAGUCGUUGAUUACCGUACCCAAUUUGAUCACAAGACACGAUAUUUGGCAUCGUGAAGCAAAAUUGAAAAAAACAAAAACAAAACGUAAAAGUAUUUCUGUGCCGUAAUAGGCGAGGCAUGUGGGUGGUCUGGAAGUAAAACACAAGCAUUCCAUAUUGCAGUUUCAUAAAAUGGAACAUUUAUUUUAAACUUAAGACUGCCUUUUCUAAAACAUUAACCUUGUAUUUUUUGUUUGUUCCUUGCACUUAAUAGACAGAUUUUGUUUAUUUUUAUGUGGGUCCUUAAUAUGAAGUGUUUGAAUACAUGAUUUGGAAUACGACGUACGCUAACACCAAGGAUAAAACAUUAAAAGACACGUGGUAGUGGUUAUGUCCUAUUCCAAGUGUGCAUCUCUUUUUGACUCAUGUUUUAAUAAACUAUUAAUUACCA